Trifolium pratense (red clover) is the source of this 1833-nucleotide messenger RNA. Its product is annotated as GDSL esterase/lipase At5g03810-like. The record is from RefSeq and is a predicted model, not a curated record. NCBI's taxonomy places the organism in Eukaryota, Viridiplantae, Streptophyta, Magnoliopsida, Fabales, Fabaceae. The transcript has 7 exons. Gene Ontology annotation, molecular function: hydrolase activity, acting on ester bonds. Bases 792 to 1679 code for a protein of 295 amino acids.
CACAUUUAGAAAACCCUAAGCCUAAAUCCAGUAUACCAAAUGUUUUUAAAAAAAAACAGCACUUACCAGAUCCCUAAUUCCAGAAAAUCGCACCACCAAAUAAACCCUAUACACAAAUUUCGUGAAGCUCUUGCAAUUUCGAAGAAGUUUCCAAACGAAAAACGAAAAACGUGAAACCCUAAAACCACAGUCCACACACGAAAAACAACCAAUUUCUUGCAAUUUUGUACUUACCACAGUCCACAAACGAAGCUCUUGCAAUUUUGAAAAUGGUGUUAUUGGUGCUGUUGGGGUUAUGGUGGUGGACUGGUGGAUUUGAUUCCUGAAUAAGUCUGCCAAGGCGUCGUGGAUAUGGAACCCAGGUGAAUGUAUGCUAAGAUGAUUGUUGCUGCCCCUGUUCGGUUUUCUAAUUUCUGUAUACUCUCUGGUCAUGUACUGUUUAUUUUCUAAUUUUGCUGGUGCAGAGAGGACGAAAGUUCUAGUUGGUUCUGGUAGUCACAUUGGCGAAAAGCUCGAAGAGGAUGCCUCUAGUGGGUUGGCCAUUGACGGACGUCGGCGAAAACUCUGCUACAUUGUCCAGGUGCAGAUUCACAAGAAAUGAAAUUUAUUGGUAGAAGGAGAGGUGCUUGUUGAGUUGAUGCAUUAUAUAAAGCUAGCUGUGAAGAGGAGCUAACAGCAAACAGAACCGCAAACAGCAACAAAGACAGGUUCUACCUUUCCAAACAAACUUCCUCUACUAAACGAAUAAGCUACCCUAGAUAUCGAUCCUAUCGAUCCUUUAACAUGAUUGAAUGUUAAAAGCAAGAGGGAGUUGGACUACCAAAUUUGAUCCUGCUGAUUUUAAUGGACAAAUGAUACUCCAAGCCGAACUUAUUGGAUUUGCCUCUUACCAACCAGCUUAUCUAAAUUUAAAUUUCGAAGAAAACAACAUCUUAAACGGUGUUAAUUUUGCCUCAGCGGCCUCUGGUUACCUUGAUUCCACAGCCACGCUAACUCAUGUGGUUUCACUAAGCCAACAACUGGAGUAUUUCAAAGACUGUCAGAACAAAUUAGUUAAAAUAGUAGGCCAGGCAAAUGCAACAUCAAUUUUAAGUGGUGCUGCUUAUUUUCUUGUUGCUGGAAGCGUAGAUUUUGUACUCAAUUACUACAUGAAUCCAGUGCAAGAAAAGAUUUAUACUCCAUACCAAUUCUCAAACAUUCUUUUGGAAUGUUAUACAAAUUUCAUUCGGAAUUUAUAUGAAUCGGGAGCAAGGAAGGUCGGUGUAGCAUCAUUACCUCCGAUAGGUUGUUUGCCAAUAAUUAUCAGUUUUUUUGGCUUCCAAAAUACAUGUGUGGAAAACAUAAACAAAGUAGCUAUUGAUUUCAAUGGAAAACUUGACAUCACUUCAAAGAAGUUGCAAAAUAUGCUUCCUGGCCUCAAAUUGGUCAUAUUUGAUACUUUUCAACCUCUUUAUGAACUUAUCACCAGACCUACUGAUUAUGGAUUUUUUGAAGCAAGGAAGGCAUGUUGUGGGACAGGCGUGCUAGAAGUUGCAAUAAUAUGUAAUCCAAUGUCCGUAGGAACGUGUGUUAAUGCGUCAAGAUAUGUAUUUUGGGAUAGUUUUCAUCCCACUGAGGCUACAAACAAAGUGUUGAUGGAUCGUUUGACUCCUAUUGUAAUGUCCCUCUUAUUACCCUAAUAAAACACUUUUGUAAUCUUCCCACUGUUAUUAUUAUUCAAUAAUAUGAUCUUAUAAUGCUAGUUACUAUGUAGUGAUUCUUUUAUUAUUUUUUUAACAUAUAUAUACACCCAUUGUUGAGGGUAUCAUUGAUUCAAAUAUCUACACAACUACA